CAUUUCCAUGGCCCCUCUAUUUUUUUUUUUCAAUCGAAGGAAGAAACCCCAAGGGGCCUCAUUUUCAUCGCCUCUCACCUCUCUGCUCCACCGGACCGGCGACGGCACUGCGGCACUCAUCUUCCAACUUUCUCUCCAACCAUGUCUACCAAAUCCAGGUCUUCUUUAUCUGAGACUCCCAACGAAAAGGUAUCACCGGCUACUCCUCGGGAGAGCAAGCCCGGCAGGGGGAUUUCUAAAUUUGAAGUUGAUUCACCCUCUCCACUACAGCUAAGUUCUUGCUUUUCAUUUGAUCGGUCUCCUAGAUCUGUUCCUUCAAAGCCUACAUUGGACCGACGAUCUCCCAAGUUCACUACGGCACCUGAAUCCUGAUGUAAGUUUCUGGUAUUUCUUUUGUAACUUAGAAUUGUAUUUUCAAAUUUCUUAUAUGGUUUCAGUAGUUGGUGAUAAGAAGGAAGAAUUCAGUGUGUUGGUAGAAAAAUUGAUUAUUAGAUAAGAGAAAAGGUGUUAGAUUAUGCAAUUUUUAAUCAUCAAUGAGCUAAGUCUGUGAAGCAUACGCUGCAACCCUAAGGAAGGUUAGGUCAUUGGCAUUUCAUUGAGCAAUAAAUUG
This is a messenger RNA of Olea europaea var. sylvestris, 610 nucleotides long. Its product is annotated as WEB family protein At4g27595, chloroplastic-like. The transcript has 2 exons. The coding region runs from base 142 to 372 and encodes 76 amino acids. The record is from RefSeq and is a predicted model, not a curated record. Lineage: Eukaryota; Viridiplantae; Streptophyta; Magnoliopsida; Lamiales; Oleaceae.